UCUCUCCUCUCUCUCUGUCUCUCUAUGACGGCUCCCAGCAUAGAGAUGAUAGCAGAGUCACUAAAGAACUGCUCUUUGGGAAGGAACAGAGCCAGAGCCAGAGCCAGAGCCAGAGCACCACCGGUUACGCCGCCGCCACCGCCACCGCCACCGCCACAACUGGAGGAGGAGGAGGAGAGCGAGGGACUCACAGUGGAACUCAACUCUGAUGUGGCACUACCUCGCAACUGGGAGCAAUGCUUAGACAUGAGAACAGGGGAGGUCUACUAUGUGAACUGGAGAACGGGGAUGAGGACCAAGGAGGACCCAAGGAAUCAAGUCAGGAACUUGCCUUCAACGACGUGCUACUGCUCGGAGAGCUCCUUCUCUGGCUCCGGUGACAAUGCAAGCAGCUCCGAUGAGGAGGUUGAGGAAGAAGAAGAAGAAGAAGAAGAAGAAGAAGAAGAGGAGGAAACCAGGGAUACUGCAAGCUCGUCUGGAAUCUCGUCAAUCUGUUCAUCGUCGUCCUUUGAGGUCGGCGGCCGUGUCGGAGGCGGUGACAUCACCGGGCAAGUCCUCGUCGCCGCCGGCUGCAAGGCUUGCUUCAUGUACUUCAUGGUGCCGAAGAGCGUUGAAGCUUGCCCAAAGUGCGGUGCUGCUCUUCUCCAUCUCUGAGCUCAAAGCUGCCACCUUUUUUUCCUUAUAAAAUUUUUCUCAAUUAUUUUUUCCUAUCUAUUUUCUCUCUAUGAAUCUCUUUAAAUGAGAAUGAUAAAUCUAAAACAGAGACAUUGAUUGAUCUCUAUCUAAUGUUGGUUUGUUUAUAUUGUUUUUUUUGUUUUUUUUGUUUUUGUUUUUUUAUUUAUUUUGAGUGUAUGUAAUGUAGA
Messenger RNA from Dioscorea cayenensis subsp. rotundata (Guinea yam), 863 nucleotides. RefSeq names its product serine/threonine-protein kinase pakF. The transcript is spliced from 2 exons. Lineage: Eukaryota; Viridiplantae; Streptophyta; Magnoliopsida; Dioscoreales; Dioscoreaceae. Gene Ontology annotation, molecular function: protein binding. The record is from RefSeq and is a predicted model, not a curated record. The coding region runs from base 25 to 654 and encodes 209 amino acids.